Molecule: messenger RNA, 1782 nt
Organism: Papaver somniferum (opium poppy)
Lineage: Eukaryota; Viridiplantae; Streptophyta; Magnoliopsida; Ranunculales; Papaveraceae
Product: E3 ubiquitin-protein ligase RGLG2-like
Exons: 10
Coding region: 246-1472 (408 amino acids)
Source: RefSeq, a predicted model, not a curated record
CUCAUAAUCGUGGUUUCUUGUUUUCAAGUUGAAAAGUUUGAUCAAGUUCAAAUAAUUGAAAAUUUCAUCUUUUGUUUGAUUUGGGACAGACAUUCUCUUAUAUAAAUUCAUUCAACUGUUAUUCCAGCAGUACCACUAGUGCCCAAUCAACUCCGACUCAAACUGCACGGAGUCCGGUCGUUUCUGGAUUUGCGUUCGGCCGCGCGGUUUUUUAAAAGAAACUUAGUUCUUUAGAUCAUCCAUACAUGGGAGCCAAACAGUCAAGCAGCAGCAGUAGGUAUUCGAAUUCAUCUUCUUUCAACCGGGGAUAUAUGUCAACGCCAGCACGCACCUCUACAUCAUCCUCCUACAUGCCUUCCCCGGCACAUAACGGGUCAGGUGACAUUCGCAGUGGAGCAUGGUCAUCGAAAUACAACAGGAUUGAUGAUGAUUAUCGUUCCUUAGAUCAGGUGACAACAGCUCUUGCCAGAGCCGGUCUUGAAUCGUCGAAUCUUAUUGUGGGAAUUGAUUUCACAAAGAGCAAUGAGUGGACGGGUGCUAGAUCGUUCAACCAUAAGUCGCUCCAUCACAUUGGAGAUUAUCCCAACCCAUAUGAGCAAGCAAUAUCCAUUAUUGGAAGGACCCUUUCUAGUUUCGACGAGGAUAAUCUCAUUCCGUGUUUCGGUUUCGGCGAUGCAUCUACACAUGAUAAAGACGUAUUCAGCUUCUAUCCAGACCAUCGGCCCUGUAAUGGAUUUGAGGAAGCACUGGCACGUUAUAAAGAACUAGCUCCUCAACUUCGCCUGGCAGGGCCAACAUCUUUUGCACCUAUAAUAGAAAUGGCUAUUGGAACCGUGGAAAGGAGUCGGGGUCAAUAUCAUGUUCUUCUCAUUAUUGCAGACGGCCAGGUGACACGAAGCGUUGAUACGGACGCUGGGCACCUAAGUCCGCAAGAACAGGACACAGUUAAUGCCAUAGUUAGAGCAAGUGAUUACCCAUUAUCAAUUGUUUUGGUCGGUGUUGGUGACGGGCCGUGGGAUAUGAUGCGUGAGUUUGAUGACAAUAUCCCUGCUCGAGCUUUUGAUAAUUUUCAGUUUGUGGAUUUUACUGAAAUUAUGUCGCGGAAUAUCCCGAACAGCAAAAGGGAGACGGAUUUUGCUCUUGCAGCACUUAUGGAAAUACCUUCACAGUACAAAGCAACACUAGAGCUUCAACUAUUGGGUCGUAGUAGAGGAACUAGUUGGAGGAAUGCACUACCUACUCCUGCAAGGGCUACCCAACACUCCAACAGCUUUAAUUUCCGUCAGGCUGCCUCUCCCUCUGCUCCUCCGCCGCAACCUGUACACAACAACCAGGGUUGUCCUAUCUGUCUUGGACAGACGAAAAAUCUUGCAUUUGGAUGCGGACAUCAGACAUGCGAGUCUUGUGGUAGUGAUUUAUCAUUGUGUCCGAUCUGUCGAAGGCAAAUAACUCAGAGAAUAAAGCUAUACUAAAACAAGUAUCUUACACUAGUAGUUGUUUUGCUUCAUUUUUAAUAGAAUGUGUUCGUCUCAGAAUUUGUAUAGACAUAUGCCAUAUGGUAGGUGGCAGUGCCAGGAUUGAAGUAAAAGGAGAAAAGGAAAAAAAAAAGGUAAGAAAAGUCGGUAUGUGAAAUUUGCAGAAAUAGGUUUUAGAAGCCACUGGGCAUGGAAAAUCCCGCCGCGCAUAUGGUUGGGUUGUUUGAUUUCAUAGCUUUGUUUUAGGAUUCAUGUCUCUACAUCUAUCUGUAAAUGGAAAUGCAACAUCUGAAUGAGAUUAUACUUC